Colletotrichum phormii is the source of this 1999-nucleotide messenger RNA. RefSeq lists its product as uncharacterized. The transcript has 5 exons. The record is from RefSeq and is a predicted model, not a curated record. Lineage: Eukaryota; Fungi; Ascomycota; Sordariomycetes; Glomerellales; Glomerellaceae. The annotation marks the transcript as partial.
AAAAUGAGAGCCAUGGGGGGGCUUCGUACGUCAGAAUUCAGAGCCCUGCAAGACAUUGAUGCAUAUCGACCAACCCGUCGCAUCUUGGAUCUGGUAUUUAUCGAUGAGAAGGACGGAGUGGACCGAGCCGAAGGCGCCGAUCCAGGCGUUGAUACAGACGCAAGCGAGCAACUGUUAACUUUAAUGGACAAUUUGACACUUGAUCCAUUGGGAUCUUGGGCAACCAGUGACUUUGUCAAAGUGGAUGAAACAAAGUGGUUCAAACUUUUUCGAAGAGAGCGAUGGUCAAGCUACAAGCACACGGAUCCCAACGGGCUAUCCAUCGACAUCGACGACGACGCCACCUGGGCAAAGCUGGGUAGGACCAUCGAAAUUGCAAACAGAAUUCUGACAGAGGCGGUCAGUCAUGAAUGGCUAGCAAGUUUUCUCAAGCAAGAUUCCCGUGAAUUUCGACGGGAUGUCAAAGUAGGGGCCAAACUUGGAGCCCCUCGAACUGGUACCAUCGUCCGUGUGAAGCCGGUCAGCCCCGACUCCCGCCUUAGUCAAACAGAAGCUCGGAAAGUUCUUGACGACAUCGCCGACUGUUUCUUUUGGGGGUUUUAUCUCCGAGAGGAAUAUCCUGGAGUUAUUGGAAAGACGACAAGGUACAUUAACAAGAGUGGAAAGCAGCUUAAGUGGAUGUGUGUUGGUCUCGAGUACUUCCAGCCGUUGUUUCAAGACAAGACGUUCCAAGAUCCUGAAGGCCGCCAGGCGAUAAUGAUGGUAGCCAAGACUUUCUGGGACGAGGAAAGGUGGGCAGAAGCGGGAAUUUCCUGGGAAAUGUCGUUUUUUGGAUUCUCCUUAAAGGACACCAACAUUUUCUGCGACAAUCGCUAUUCGCUCCACGGCAUACGUGCCCCUUGGCCUGCUUUCUGCUUAUCAAGCUCCGGCCACAUGGAUGUUUACGAUUACUGGUCUAUCGAGGAACCAUUCCAAGAAAAUCGGUACGGCAUUCCGGCCAUCAGUCUUUGUGCGAUGACAACGUCCGAUUUCUGGGAGACACAUGUGCCGAAGUACGGAUACAAGGCACUGAGAUACAAGGGGCUCUGUGUUGCUGAACAGGUGUGGGAGAAUAACUAUGAGCGUGCCACACGAACCGCACGAGCCAGGAUUCUUGACGCCCCUUACUCGGAAUAUGGCCGCCUCGAUGUCGGUUUGAGAAUGAUUGCGCGCCGCUUGAGAUUAAGGCGAAUGGAGCUCCGAAAACUGAGGCCAUGGUACAAGGCAGAAUUCCUCUUCCAGGCAUACGCAUAUCUGUGGCUGGCAACGCUGCCCGCCAGGAAAAAGCCUACACCGUUCACUGACCAGACCUCGAGGACACAGUAUCCUGAAAGACUGAGCAUACCCAAGUCCGCUGGUGGCCAGGAGAUCAUUGACCUUGUGACUGAGCGAGAACGCAAGCAGUCAGCACCGACGACCCAAUACCUGUACAAUGCCAACAUCCUGACCCACGACAAAGAGAUGUGCAUGGCUAACGCCAGACUGGCAUUUUUACGAUGGGGGGUACUCGGAGAUGUGUCACACGAAGUGGCUCAGGGUUUCAACGAGGACUGGCGCGAUGUGAGAAGAAUGAUUGAUCAAUACCCCUAUAACCAUGAGUGGUUGACUUGCCCGGGUACGUCGAAAGAAACACUGCACUGCCCUAUAGGGGGUUCGCAGGUUGAGAAGCUUCCCUUGAAAAAGCAUGACCUCAACGAUGCCGAUCUCCCAUCGUGGGCCGUAGCAAAGCCAGCAAUCGCUCCAUCGACAGUCCCGUCGCGAGGCAAAUCAGCCAAGGUCUACUCUCAGCUCCACCACUACCAUGUAGGCGAGAUUGGUGAUCACCAACGCGUCGGGAGCGGAGUCAAGUGGUUUGUUCACACGGCCCACGAUGAUGACAGGUAUUUGAUUUACGACUUCAGUGGGAGGCAGUCUAAACAUGGAUGGGACGCUGUCACUCGAGAACAGUUGACAAUGAGAC